Talaromyces stipitatus ATCC 10500 is the source of this 1982-nucleotide messenger RNA. RefSeq names its product oxidoreductase, FAD-binding. Gene Ontology annotation, biological process: lactate catabolic process. Lineage: Eukaryota; Fungi; Ascomycota; Eurotiomycetes; Eurotiales; Trichocomaceae. The transcript has 3 exons. The record is from RefSeq and is a predicted model, not a curated record. Gene Ontology annotation, molecular function: FAD binding; D-lactate dehydrogenase (NAD+) activity; D-lactate dehydrogenase (cytochrome) activity. Gene Ontology annotation, cellular component: mitochondrion. The coding region runs from base 1 to 1410 and encodes 469 amino acids.
AUGAAGGCCACUCUUCCCCUCAGGAGUUUCUCCGCAUCUUGUCGCAGCCAGGUCCGCCCCACGCCCACCAAGUCUCUCCGCGCGAAGAAUACGCAGACGACACAAUCCUCGAGGAGAUGGAAUAGUAGUACUUCUUCCGGGAAUGCAUUUUGGACAACCAGUCGGGCUUUGGUUCUGGCAACAGUUGUCGGCGCUGGAGCUUAUGCCGCUGCUUCACGUUCGUCAGCUUCACGUUCGUCAGCUUCACGUUCGUCAGCGUCAGCUGUGGCGGUUACAAAAACCGCGGCAGCCACUGCGAAAGAACCGACUUAUGGAGAUAUUAGACAAUUUGAGAAGGCGAUUGCUGAACUUCGAGCCGAAUUAGGCGAAGACGCCAUCAGCACCGACAACGAUGAUCUACAUGCACACGGCUAUUCAGAAUGGUCAACCGUCAACGCCGAGCGACUACCAGUCGCCAUCGCAUAUCCCAAAUCCACCGAAGAGGUUUCCAAAAUCGCCAAGGUCUGCCAUAAAUACCGAAUGCCCAUGGUCCCGUACUCCGGAGGCUCUAGUCUGGAGGCCAAUUUCUCUGCCCCGUAUGGCGGCAUGACUAUUGACUUUGCGUUUAUGGACAAGAUCUUAGAAGUGCAUGCGGAUGAUAUGGAUGUCGUGGUACAGCCCUCCAUCCCCUGGAUGCAGCUCAAUAGUGAUUUGGCCAGCACUGGUCUCUUCUUCCCUGUGGACCCAGGUCCAUCAGCCAAGAUCGGUGGUAUGGUUGGAACUAAUUGUAGUGGUACCAAUGCAGUUCGCUACGGUACCAUGAAAGAUUGGGUGAUCAACUUGACUGUGGUACUGGCAGAUGGACGCAUCAUAAAGACCAGGAGACGACCUCGCAAGACUUCUGCAGGGUAUAACUUGACUGGCAUGUUUGUGGGAUCAGAGGGUACGCUGGGUAUUGUGACGGAGAUUACACUCAAACUCGCCCCAAUUCCGGACGAACUGCGUGUCGGAGUUGUGACUUUCCCUACUGUUCGUGAUGCCGCUGCCGCUGCCAUGCAGGUGAUCCGCAAGUCUAUCCCCGUACAGGCAAUGGAAAUUAUGGACGAGGUGCAAAUGAAUGUCAUCAACCGUGCCGGAGGUACAGGACGAACAUGGCGAGAGGAACCGACGCUAUUCUUCAAGUUUUCUGGCACCACGGCUCAGGUAGCGGACAGUAUCCAGAACACCAAGAAAAUUGCGCAAGACAACAAGUCCACUUCCUUUGAGUUCGCUAAAGAUGAUCAAGAAGCGCAUGCACUCUGGUCGGCACGCAAGGAGUCUUUGUGGAGUAAUCUGGCCUUGCGUCCGGAGGAAGGUGAAGUCUGGUCUACUGAUGUGGCAGUCCCUUUGUCUAGACUCCCAGACAUCAUCGGUGCGUUUCUUCCCACCUGAUAAGAUAUUCUUUCAUUUACUGACCGAAGUAGAAAAAUCCAAGGAACAACUCAAAGACCUGAAAGUCUUUGCUAGUAUCCUAGGACACAUCGGCGACGGCAACUUCCACAGCAGCAUCUUGUACAGCCGCAAAAACCGCGAAGAGACAGAACGUGUCGAGAAGGUGGUUCACGACAUGGUUGAUCGUGCUAUUGAAAUGGAGGGUUCUUGCACCGGUGAACACGGCAUCGGUCUAGGCAAGAAAGAAUCUCUCGUCAAAGAGCUCGGCCCCGACACCAUUGAUAUCAUGCGAAGCAUCAAACGGUCCCUUGAUCCACACUGGUUGAUGAAUCCAGGCAAGAUUUUUGAGUACUCUCGUGACAGUAAACCGGUUGGCACGGCGGAUAUUGAGUCUGCACGGUUAGUUGGAGCAGAGAAGAAGAAUUAAGAAAAGUGUUCUAUCAUUGCGGUGCUGGACUCUGUGUUGAAAAUUUAGAACUUGAGCGUUACGUAGCAUGUACAUACGCCAAUAUAUUUGCAGCAUUUCUAGAGUGUGCCAUUUUGUCGCAUCAAGUUAUUUUCCAAAGUUGCAU